UGCUCGGGUCUCCAUAGAAACAUCUCCCAGAUCAGCAAAGUCAAGUCUGUCCUGCUGGACCCAUGGAGUGAUGCAGAGGUAGAGUUCAUGGCGUCCAACGGAAACAAUGCUGCUAAAGCCAAAUAUGAACAGAAGGUGCCUGUUUUCUACUACCGUCCAACACACACAGACUGCCAGCUCCUUCGGGAACAGUGGAUCAGAGCCAAAUACGAGAGGAAGGAGUUUGUGUGUGUGGAGAGACAGGAGCCUUACUCUGCAGGGUACCGAGAGGGGUUUCUAUGGAAACGGGGCCGAGAUAACGGACAGUUCCUGAGUCGAAAAUGUAUUCUGUCAGAGCGGGAUGGUGCUCUGAAGUACUACAACAAGCAUGAUGCCAGAGAGCCCAAGGCUCUGAUGAAGAUUCACACCCUGAAUGCCUCCUUCCAGCCUGGGAAGAUCGGCCAGCCUCACGGCCUGCAGGUCACCUAUCUGAAGGACAACAGCACUAGGAACAUCUUUGUCUACCACAAGGAUGGCAAGGAAAUGGUGGACUGGUUCAACGCCAUCAGAGCAGCCAGAUUUCACUACCUACAGGUCGCUUUCCCUGGGGCCCAUCACGCUGAUUUGGUGCCAAAGCUGACACGAAACUACAUCAAGGAAGGCUACAUGGAGAAGACGGGUCCAAAGCACACAGAGGGCUUCAAGAAGAGAUGGUUCACUAUGGAUGACAGGAGACUCAUGUACUUCAAGGAUCCUCUGGAUGCCUAUGCGCGCGGUGAGGUGUUCAUUGGUAGUAAGGAGAACAGCUACAUUGUGCUCCCCGGCCUUCCCCCAUCCACCCAGGGCUACCACUGGCAGUUUGGCAUCACCAUAGUAACGCCCGACAGGAAGUUCCUGUUUACGUGCGAGACCGAGGAGGAGCAGCAGGAUUGGAUGGCUGCUUUUCAGGGUUUGGUGAAUCGACCUAUGCUGCCCCAGGAAUAUGCAGUGGAGGCCCACUUUAAGCACAAGCCCUGAGAGGAGGAGGAGAAGGAAAAAGAGGGAGGCUGGACUGGAGGCUGGACAUAUCCCCUGGAUGAAGACAGACAAAUAGGAUCCUUCUCCUCAUAAUAUGAAAAAUAUAUAUACAAUUAAAGAUAAACCAUACAGAGCAGUAAAAGAGGGGGUAGAGAGGACUACAGAGGGUGGUGUUAAUGUUCUGUUGCCAUACUCCUCUACUCUGCCUUACCCCAAAUCCUGCCCAUAUAUACUGUAAAUGAACAAAAAUAUAAACGCAACAUGCAACAAUUUUAUAGAGUUACAGAUCAUAUCAGUCAAUUGAAAUAAAUCAAUUAGGCCCCAAUCGAUGGAUUUCACGCCUGAGCAGGGGCGCAGCCAUGGGAGUCCUAGGAGGGCGUAGGCCCACCCACUUGGGAGCCCAGCCAAUCAGAAUUUGUUUUUCCCCACAAAAGUGCUUUAUUACAGACAGAAAUACUCCUCCAUUUCAUCGUCUGUAGGUGAAAAAGCCAGAUGUGGAGGUCCUGGGCUGGCGUGGUUAAACGUGGUCUGUGGUUGUGAGGCUGGUUGGACAUACUGGCAAAUUCUCUAAAACAACAUUGGAGAUGUCUUAUUUACCUUUAUUUAACUAGGCAAGUCAGUUAAGAACAAAUUCUUAUUUUCAAUGACGGCCUAGGAACAGAGGGUUAACUGCCUGUUCAGGGGCAGAACCACAGAUUUGUACCUUGUCAGCUCAAGGAUUUGAACUUGCAAUCUUUCGGUUACUAGUCCAAUGCUCUAACCACUAGGCUACCCUGCCACCCCGAUAGACAAGUUAACAUUCAGUUCACUGGCAACAGCUCUGGUGGACGUUCCUGCAGUAAGCUUGCCAAUUGCAUGGUCCCUUAAAACUUGAGACAUCUGUGCCAUUGUGUUGUGUGACAGAACUGCACCUGUGUAAUGAUCAUGCUGUUUAACAAUCUUCUUUAUAUGCCACACCUGUCAGGUGGAUGGAUUAUCUUGACAAAUGCUCACUAACAGGGAUGUAAACAAAUGUGUGCACAAAAUUGGAGAGAAAUAAGCUUUUUGUGCAAAUGGAACGCUUCUGGGAUCUUUUAUUUCAGCUUAUGAAACAUGGGACCAACACUUUACAUGCUGCAUUUAUAUUUUUGUUCAAUAUAGUUGGAAAGAGAGCCCAGAAUUAUGUUGACCUCCUUAACUCAUACGAAGUCCCACCAAGUUGACUACAUACCCUUCAAUGGUGCUGCCAGUGCUGAGUGAUUAGUGCUUUUUGAGCUCGGUUCAGUUUGGGUUAGAUAAGAAAAUAAUCCAGUAUUUUUGACAUUAAAUGCGCUAUUCAUAAUGUGGGUUGAAUACUGUAACAACACAGAAUAAAACAAAUGAAUAACAUUCC
Molecule: messenger RNA, 2368 nt
Organism: Oncorhynchus nerka (sockeye salmon)
Lineage: Eukaryota; Metazoa; Chordata; Actinopteri; Salmoniformes; Salmonidae
Product: arf-GAP with dual PH domain-containing protein 1-like
Exons: 10
Coding region: 88-996 (302 amino acids)
Biological process (GO): positive regulation of GTPase activity
Cellular component (GO): plasma membrane; cytoplasm; intracellular membrane-bounded organelle
Molecular function (GO): GTPase activator activity; phosphatidylinositol bisphosphate binding; phosphatidylinositol-3,4,5-trisphosphate binding
Source: RefSeq, a predicted model, not a curated record